AUGUAUCUUGUGUUAAUAGGAGUCCAUGCCUUUGCUGCUCUUAACCAAGUUCAUAGUUCACCUUUCUUUCUGAUAGGUUCUGUAGUAUCCUGUGAUUCAGUCAAUAAUACUGCAGCUGAGAAAAAGCCUGCAAGUGUGGAAGCUAAUGGUGAGAGUCAGCAGCCCCUGUCAUCCGGAUUCACUCAAAGUAAAACAUGCAGCUCUGAUGUUUAUCAUAAACAGUUAGCUGCUCUAAAUUGUUCUGUGCGUGACUGGAUAGUAAAACACGUAAAUGCCAAUCCACUUUGUGACCUGACACCGAUAUUCCGAGACUAUGAGAAAUAUUUAGCUGAGAUAGAACAGCAUGGAAUCAGUAGUGACAGCAGCUCUGGAAAUGACAGUAACAAAGCAACUGGAACUCAGUCUGGCUCUGCCUUUGGGAAUUCACAUCUUCAGCAAGGCUCUGGAUUUUUAUUUAACAACAACAAAUCUGAAGAUAUGGCUGGAAAGAAAACAGAAUUGGAAAAGAAAACAGCACCAAUCCUAGGGUCUUCAUCAGCCGUCUCAUUUACAUUUAGCAAGAGUGUUGACAACUCUAGUCUGAAUUCUGGUCCAGUGUCUAGUUUUUCAUUCUCCUCUGGAAGUACAGGCUUAUUCGGAAAAGAUGCAAACCAGAGCAAGAUUCUUCCUUCAUUUUCCGGCAGUGCAAUAAAUACUCAGGCAGAAAGUGGUGGCAAUGAAGAUAAAGGAGAUGAGGAAGAUGAGGAGGAGCCACCUAAAGUAGUCGUUAAUGAAGUAAAGGAAGAGGGUGCCUUCUAUUCAAAGAAAUGUAAAAUCUUUUACAAGAAAGAUAAUGAGUUUAAAGAAAAAGGAGUUGGAACACUACACUUAAAAACUGCAGGAAAUGAGAAGACUCAGCUCUUAGUACGGGCGGAUACUAAUUUAGGCAAUAUACUGCUGAACAUUUUGGUGCCCCAUAAGAUGCCAUGCUCAAGAACAGGAAAGAACAACGUUCUCAUUGUCUGCGUUCCAAAUCCUCCCAUUGAUGAGAAGAAUGCCACAAUCCCUGUACCUAUAUUGAUAAGAGUGAAAACAAGCGAGGAUGCAGAUGAGUUGCACAAAAUUUUACUGGAGAAAAAAGAGAUCUAAAAUUUGGCCUGUUGAAUGUUACGAGGGAAACUUGCCAAACUGCUGCUGCUCAUUUUUUUCCCCUCCUCUUGACUAUAUUAUUAACUUUUAAACUACUUCUUGACAUUCUAAGGACUGUUUUAGGAAUUCUGAAGGUUUGGCUGAGGGAAAGAAACUAAGAUGGCCAAUAAAAGCUUUAACUUAAA
Molecule: messenger RNA, 1313 nt
Organism: Sceloporus undulatus (fence lizard)
Lineage: Eukaryota; Metazoa; Chordata; Lepidosauria; Squamata; Phrynosomatidae
Gene: NUP50
Product: nucleoporin 50
Exons: 4
Coding region: 1-1128 (375 amino acids)
Biological process (GO): protein import into nucleus
Source: RefSeq, a predicted model, not a curated record